Myripristis murdjan (pinecone soldierfish) is the source of this 1156-nucleotide messenger RNA. Its product is annotated as chemokine-like protein TAFA-1. The coding region runs from base 410 to 874 and encodes 154 amino acids. Gene Ontology annotation, biological process: neuroblast differentiation; regulation of neuroblast proliferation. Lineage: Eukaryota; Metazoa; Chordata; Actinopteri; Holocentriformes; Holocentridae. The transcript is spliced from 6 exons. Gene Ontology annotation, molecular function: receptor ligand activity. The record is from RefSeq and is a predicted model, not a curated record.
GGGACACAGCUAGAGCGGAUGCUCAGAGGCUGCCUCUCUCUGGAAGGAUGCGGACGGUGAAAGAAGAGAUUCCACUACAGUUGAUUAAGGAGCACUCCGCAUGUGCCUGUAAAUGCAAAGGGGCAAAUGAAUUCUGUGUCAGUGGCAGCAGCUCCUCAAGGAACAGCGGUGAUAUUUCAAAGGUGGAAUUGAAAGAGCUGUAAAUCUAUUUCCUGACUCCAGCUUGACUGUCAUUUCUGAAUCACUGGACUGUUGCUAUCAAAGUGUGGAGCAGGGAGGGAGAGUCAGCGGAGUUCCCUCCUCAAGCCAAAUUCACAGAGUUGUUGGAGGGGAUCAACAUGAGCAGCAUCAUGGGUGGAUUUAAGUCGUUCUUUUGAGAUAUUUAUAUACUCUUGCUUGGGUUGCUCAGAUGUGUCCUGUCAUGUCCUGGCUGCUCUGCCUGUGCCUCUGGGUCAGUGUGACUGCCAUUCAGCUAUGUCAGGCCACUUUCUAUGACACCAUCCAGCAGCAUCAUGGGACAAGGCCAGGACGAACCACCAUUCACAUGAUUGUUUGCUGUCUUUUUUUCUUAUCAGAGGGGGGAACAUGUGAAGUAAUUGCUGCUCACAGAUGCUGUAAUAAGAAUCGUAUUGAGGAGCGCUCACAGACAGUCAAGUGUUCUUGUCUGCCGGGCAAGGUGGCAGGAACCACCAGAAACAGGCCUUCAUGCGUUGACGCGUCCAUAGUAAUUGGGAAGUGGUGGUGUGAGAUGGAGCCUUGCCUGGAGGGAGAGGAAUGCAAGACGCUCCCUGACAACUCAGGCUGGAUGUGCUAUGCCGGGAACAAGAUCAAAACCACUAGGAACACUCAGCCAUACACAACAUCGACAUAUUAACACUUUGAGGACAAGAAGCAAGGGAACAACUCUGGCGUAAGGGUUAACUCGCAGCACAGUCACAGGACCAAUUCUAACAAAGACAUUCGACUUACGUUGCUUUCAGAAGUGUGAAUACUUCUCAGAUUAAAGUGUGAAAAGAUGUAGAAUACAUGAAGUACAUCCUGCUCAAGGCUAUUGAAAAUACCGACGCUCCGAGCUGCCUGUGGGGAACAUCAUCAUAACCUUGUGAUGGAUAUAUUUUCAUCUCUCUCUUUUUUUUUUCUUUUUUUUUUUUUUUUU